CUCUGAUUCACUGACGUGACGUGUUGUGCUUUUGUGGGUGUUUUGUGGGAAAGUGGCAGGAAAAUGGCCAAUUUGAAGCAAGAUCUCGAUGAAUACCUGUUGCUGCAGAGCGACCAGAAGAAGACCUUCAAGGUGGACGUGAAGUUGCCGCAGAUAAAGGUGCCGGAUGUGGGGAAAUUGUUCCGCAAGAGUGACCAAGAGCCCGCCAAUGGCUGGCUCAGGGAGACUCAAGACACCUGCUGUCCCAAAUUAUCGCGCCUCCAGCGGAUUAUCGCCUUCGUCACGUGCCUGGCGUUGGGGCUGUUCUGCUUCACCCUGUCUACCUUCUACAUUCCCAUCCUGGUGCUGAAGUCCAGGAAGUUCGCGCUGCUCUACACACUCGGCAGCCUCUUCUUCAUUCUCUCGUUCGGCUUCCUGUCCGGCUUUGGCGCCAUGCUGCGGCAGAUGUUCAGUCGCGAGAGGAUUGUGCUGUCCGCCAGUUACACGGGAUGCCUCCUGGCCACGCUGUAUUUCGCCAUGUGGGCGCAGAGCACCGCCUUGACGCUCACGUUCGCCGUGCUGCAGAUCAUCUGUCUGCUGUGCAUGAUCAUCUCGUCCGUUCCCGGCGGCGUCAGCGGCAUGAAGUUCUUCGGGCAGAUGUUCAAGAGCUCCGUGAGCAACACGCUGCCCGUGUGAGAAGUCCCCGCGAAGGUGGGACAUAAGAGUGUGGGAAAGAUAUCGAUAAAAGCUGUGACUGUUCUUUUUGUAUACAUGCAAUUUAAUGCGAGCCAAUAAGACCAAAAUGAGACCAAGAGCGAUUUAGCAAUUGAAGAGGAGGAGACGAAAAUGAAUUACGACGCCGCGGUAAUUGGACAAGUUGGACGGCGCGAUGUGACUCGCCUUGGCGCGGAAGGUCGCGGUGGAUCUUUGUCACCUGCGGAAGCCACCAGACUCCAGUCAUUGGCAGGCACUUUGCGCGCACGCACGCACAAUGAUCGUCUCUCUCGUCCUCCUGGCACUGCUCUCCGUCGCCGAGGCGCAGUUCAAGCUCUUGCAGGCGCCGGAUCAGUUGCUCGACAUCCGCGUUCUCAGCGCCUCUGCGCCGCCGCCGCGUACCAGGAAGAUCCACAGCAUCGCCACGGAUCUGCCGCCGAGCGUCGUGCGCGUGCUGGCGGACACCAAGCCGACGAAGAGCAGCAAGUAUCGCGGCUACAAGUCCAAGUGCCGCUGCGAGAGCAUCUGGAAGUGCCAGAAGAUGCAGCUGUCCAUCGCUCGCUGUCCUCCGGAUCACUUCAUGUGCUGCUUCUGAUCCGCCCAUUCGUCCGGACGUUGUCAAUUCACCGAAUAAGACUGAAAACGCGCAACUGCCGAAAUGGGAUUUUUUUUUAUCAGUGUACUGGGAAAAAGUGUCUCAAUGGCCAAAAAGCACUCUUGCCGAUCGUUGAUCGAUCGAAGGGUGCGAAGAAAAGUAUUGUAAGUCGACUUUUGGUAUAGUUAAAAACAAUUGGUUCAAGUAGUGAGUUUUCUGUCUUUAAAUCACAUUUUAAAGCACUGUUAAACUUGCAAUUUUUCACUGAAUUGUUGUUCGCGAAUGAAAGUUCUGAAAUAUAAAAUAUUUUCAUUCCAAAUUACUAAAAACAUUGAAUAGAACAUAAAGUGACUCUUGUGUUAUAAUUGCUGAUCAAAAGAACAGAAAAUGUGAAAGAUAUGGCAAAAGCAAUGCUCACGAGUAUGAUUAUAAAUUCUUAUGUAAAUCUUAUUCUUUUGAAUACAUUCUUCUUACUUUCGAAAAUAUCAUUUGAUUUUCUAUUAAUCAAAUAAAUUCUUAGUAUUAAAUUCACAAAGUUCUUAGACCUACAUUAUAUUCUUAAAUUUGUGCACAAAAGUCGAUUUCACAAAUGCAGAACAUUGAGAUGCUUUCAAUGAAAUUAAUUUUUCACGUCCUGGAAUUCUGGGUGAUUUAUAGUCCACCGAAGAGGCACCAAAUCUUGUUGAUCGUGCAAAUAAAAGACACCAAUUUGAGCUCAA
This is a messenger RNA of Phlebotomus argentipes, 2007 nucleotides long. RefSeq lists its product as uncharacterized. The record is from RefSeq and is a predicted model, not a curated record. Gene Ontology annotation, biological process: vesicle-mediated transport. Lineage: Eukaryota; Metazoa; Arthropoda; Insecta; Diptera; Psychodidae. Gene Ontology annotation, cellular component: membrane. Bases 64 to 675 code for a protein of 203 amino acids. The transcript has a single exon.